Molecule: messenger RNA, 551 nt
Organism: Effrenium voratum
Lineage: Eukaryota; Dinophyceae; Suessiales; Symbiodiniaceae
Source: the annotation of a GenBank genome assembly
GCUCGAAGUCGUCCAAGACGCUGAACGAAGUCAGACUGAUGGGCGGGCAGGCUGGGCAGACGCUUGUGGAUGGUUACCCGUCGCCAGAUCUUCGCUUGACGCGCUGCGUUGUCGUCUCCGACGCCGAGUUGGGCAUGGGCCUGACGUCAAAGUUCAAGGAGACCGAGGCAAAGGCCAACUCGGGGUCCUUGGGCAGCUGCGCAGCGACCCGCUUCAUGGUUGAGCGGCUCCAAGAGCAGAAAGUGCUCAUCCAAGAGGCGCGGCAGUCGAAGUUGAUUUCGCAGACGAAGACAAAGGGCAAAAUGAGCGAUGUCCUUCAGAACUUGAAGAAAGCAAAGGCUGAGGACGACGGCUUGUACGUGUCAGAGGACGAGGACGCACCGGCGGAGGCCGACGAGGACGAAGUCCGGGACGCUGACGUGGUGGCUGGGGUUAAGACCAGGGCCAAGGACUCCGACCCUUACAAAAAGAGGAGCUAUGCCAACGGCUGGUCGGAGUCUUUGUGGCUAGACGUGUUCAAGAUGCUCUCGCCAGCGGUUGUUGUGGCCCUG